AUGGCCUGGCCCCUGGUGGGGGCUUUCCUUUGCGGGCACUUGCUGGGCUUCGUGUGCCUGAGCGGGCUAGCUGUGGAGGUGACUGUGCCCACUGAGCCACUGAGCGUGCCAAAGGGUAAGACGGCCGAGCUGAGCUGCAGUUACAAAACAUCGGUGGGUGACAACUUUGCCUUAGAGUGGAGCUUUGUGCAGCCUGGGAAGCCCAUCUCUGCGUCUGUGCCCAUUCUGUACUUCACCAAUGGCCACCUGUAUCCCACUGGCUCUAAAGCAGAUCGGGCCAUCCUUCUCCACGAUCCACCCACAGGAGGACUGGCUACCCUGAAACUGACUGACCUCCGCCCUUCAGACACUGGGACCUACCUCUGCAAUGUUAACAACCCACCAGAUUUCUACACCAAUGGGUUGGGGUUAAUCAACCUUACUGUGCUGGUACCCCCCAGUCACCCCUUAUGCAGCCAGAGUGGGCAAACCUCUGUGGGUGGUUCUGCUGCACUGGGAUGCCGCUCCUCUGAGGGAGCACCGAAGCCAGUGUACAACUGGGUACGUCUCGGAUCUUCUCCUACACCUCCUCCUGGUAGCAUGGUUCAAGAUGAAGUGUCCGGCCAGCUCAUUCUCACCAAUCUCUCCCUGACUUCCUCUGGCACCUACCGAUGUGUGGCCAGCAACCAGAUGGGCAGCGCUUCCUGUGAGCUGAACUUCUCCGUGACUGACUCAUCUGAAGGCCGAGUGGCUGGGACUCUGAUUGGGGUGCUGCUGGGCGUGCUGCUCCUGUCAGUCUCUGCAUUCUGCCUCAUCAGGUUCCAGAAAGAGAGGAAAAAGGAGCCCAAGGAGACCUAUGUGGGUAGUGACCUUCGGGAGGAUGCAACCGCUCCUGGGGUUUUUGAGCAAGCUUCUAUGAGAGCCGAUCAUAGCAAAGAGCUCCUGGAGAAGCCUCCAUCCGCCAGCACUGUGACCACCACCAAGUCUAAACUCUCUAUGGUUGUCUGACUUCUGAUCGCUGAGGGGGGUGAGCGUUAAUGUUAAUAAUUAAAGCCUAAACCAUGCCA
Mus pahari (shrew mouse) is the source of this 1046-nucleotide messenger RNA. RefSeq names its product V-set and immunoglobulin domain containing 2 (gene Vsig2). The transcript has 7 exons. The coding region runs from base 1 to 987 and encodes 328 amino acids. The record is from RefSeq and is a predicted model, not a curated record. Lineage: Eukaryota; Metazoa; Chordata; Mammalia; Rodentia; Muridae.